Molecule: messenger RNA, 738 nt
Organism: Rasamsonia emersonii CBS 393.64
Lineage: Eukaryota; Fungi; Ascomycota; Eurotiomycetes; Eurotiales; Trichocomaceae
Product: (S)-2-haloacid dehalogenase
Exons: 3
Coding region: 1-738 (245 amino acids)
Molecular function (GO): hydrolase activity, acting on halide bonds, in C-halide compounds
Source: RefSeq, a predicted model, not a curated record
AUGGCAGCAAACAAGACCAUCAUCGCGUUCGAUCUAUACGGAACGCUGCUCUCGACAGGGUCUAUCGCAAAACAGCUCGAGGGAUUGGUUGGCUCGGAACAAAAAGCCUCUCAAAUCGCGACGGCAUGGAGAAAGUAUCAGCUGGAAUACACGUGGAGAUUGAACAGCAUGGGGCAAUUUGACACCUUCUUCAACGUCACCAGAAACUCACUGUCACAUGCAUUGGCUGAGAGUAAUGCCGAACUACGAAACGAAGACAUCGACGUGCUUAUGAAGGCGUAUGAUUCUCUGUCUACGUUUCCGGACGUGAUACCGGCUCUGACCAGCCUUGCCGCCAACCCCGACAUCACUGCUGUCGUGUUCUCCAAUGGGACUCAGUCAAUGGUCUCCAACUCGGUAUUUCACUCCAAGGACUUGUCACCCCAUGCUGGGGUGUUCCACGACAUGGUGACGGUGGACAGCGUCAAGAAGUAUAAGCCGGCGCCGGAGGUCUACUUUCAUCUUGCGGAGAAAAUGGGGAAACAACAAUCGCAGAUGGGAGACAUGUGGCUCGUAAGCGGCAAUCCCUUUGACAUAGUAGGUGCGCGAAGUGUUGGAAUGAAAGCCGCUUGGGUGGAUAGAGCAGGUCACGGAUGGCAGGAUGCCGUGAUGCCAGAGCUGCAGCCGACGGUGAUCGGCGCUGGUCUUGACGAGAUCACGCUGCCGCAAGCCGUCAGCCAUGCCAUGGAAUUAAAUUAA